AUGGCAGACCCUACCACCUUCCCUAUCUCCGCCACCUUCUUUAUCCCUUCUGACAACUCUCUUUCUCCAACCACCACCACUGCUGACCCUUCUAUCUUUCCUUACCACAUUGUCCCUCAACGCCUCACUUUUGCUGAUCUCCGUCAAUUUAAGGCCUUCUCUCGCCUCCCAACUCUCCUUCUUGACAAGUCCAUACUCAUUAACAACAAUUCUGCAUCAAAUUUCACACUUGAUGGCUCUCGCCUUACACAUCCUGAUAUCUACACCAAUGCUGACAUUGCUGUUCAUGGCAUCGAUAACCUUCUUGAUUAUUCAGUUUAUGGUGCUGAACCUGGCAAGACAUUUUCAGAGCCAAACAUGGUUCCGCCGCCACCAACUCCUGCUUCCGGUCCUCCUACUCCUCCAAGAAUAUUUAUUCCAAGUACUGCAAAUGAUGAGGAGUUGACUGUUCAUCACCAUGGAGAGUCAGAUGCAGCUUGCUUGUGCACUGAGAAAAAGAAGGGUGAUAUGGUCCAAAAAAUGCAAACAUGUCAUGAGGACAUACUUGGAGCAGAAAACUCAGACAAUGGCUAG
Dovyalis caffra is the source of this 573-nucleotide messenger RNA. Lineage: Eukaryota; Viridiplantae; Streptophyta; Magnoliopsida; Malpighiales; Salicaceae. The record is from the annotation of a GenBank genome assembly.